Messenger RNA from Trametes versicolor FP-101664 SS1, 1279 nucleotides. RefSeq lists its product as uncharacterized. The record is from RefSeq and is a predicted model, not a curated record. Lineage: Eukaryota; Fungi; Basidiomycota; Agaricomycetes; Polyporales; Polyporaceae. The transcript is spliced from 17 exons. Bases 1 to 894 code for a protein of 297 amino acids.
AUGUCGUGGGUGUUGGAGGAUGUCGUUCCCAACCUCACGUUGUUGACUCUGGUGAAGUAUUCCGGAGUCCUGUCAUACACUCUUCUGGUCAAAUACAUUUGGCCAUCGCGCUGGAGCUUCAUGAAGGCUGUGUUCUUCAUCAACCGGUAUACUCCCCUGGUCGACCUAACGCUGAAUAUUUCCCUGGUACUUUACACUACGAAUCCCCAGUCAUGCAAGAUUCAGUACGACAUUCUAGCCGGCUCCUACGUCUUCGGCUCCCUUGCCUCGGAAGCAAUCAUCAUGGCGCGGACAAUGGCGUUGUACAACUUUUCAAUCUUCGUCAUCCUCCUGAUGGGCGCAGCUGGCCUGGGCAUUCUUAUUCCCUCUAUCGUCAUAUGUCACUCGUUUCUCUCGCAGAUAGACUACCCGGACGCUGCGAUCUUACGCUUCAUCGGCGGGUGUGUGCCCACCGUGGAGGCGCGCCCGGUCUGGGUGCUGUACACUUGCCUCAUGGCAUCGGAGACCAUCGUGGUGUUGCUGACAUUCUACAAGAUGUAUCAGACGCCUUCGGAGCGGAAGCAUCGGUCGCCGCUGGUGCACACCAUGUACCGGGACGGAUCCCUCUACUACGUCGUAUUGCUAAUGUUCUCAAUCGCAAACCUGUGCUUCAUGCUACUCGCUCCCAAAGCUGCCUCGUCUGUUAUCCAGAUGCCCUUCCGGGUGGUCCACAGCACGAUGUGCAGCCGCGUGCUCCUCAACCUGCGCAAGGUCGCCGCGAAGCUGACGGACAUGAGCUACGACGAGUUCCGCCAGAGCCGCCUCGCGUUCGGGCCGGGCGUGCGCGACGCGCAGCGCACGUACCACAUGGACCUCGAGCUGGACACGAUCGCGGACGACGACGACUGGCGCUGAAGUCCGUGUUGUGUCCGGUCCCCUGCUGCAGCCGUUGAGGGGGUACGCUGUCGGGUCUUAGAGCCGCUAUAACAUUACUCGAUGCGACAAGCAUGUCUCGUGUUCCUGCUUCCGCCGGGACUGAAGCACCCCGUGGCAUUCCCGGGACGCGCUCAGGUCUCAUCGGCGACGCGUCGACGCCGAGGAGGCUUUCCCCGAGGAGUCGUACGUCAUGUCGCUCUCGACCACAGACCUGCAGGGGCACGACCGCGCGCCCAGGAAACGGGUGACGAACGAAGAGCCGUCAGCGCACAAGUGAUAUAUGAUAGCGACGAGGGGAAGUGAUGGGACGGAUGUCCGGUUUACCACUUGAACGAUUUUAUAGAUGCGCACGACUUGUAUGACG